Molecule: messenger RNA, 3153 nt
Organism: Schistosoma mattheei
Lineage: Eukaryota; Metazoa; Platyhelminthes; Trematoda; Strigeidida; Schistosomatidae
Source: the annotation of a GenBank genome assembly
AUUCGUUUCAAUGCAUAUUGUCAGCCACCAUGAUGUCGGUGAUUGUACCUUUUUGUAUCCCGUACAGCGAAAGGUUGUAAACUUUUCAUAAACGCGUCUGAAUAAACUGUGCGCACAAUAGACAUAAUGAUAUGCUAAAACAAACAACAAAACAGAUAACUUGAUGAAAUAUCUAGAUCGGAGGAACAGGUAGCACAGAUAGUCAAGCAGGCCGCCUGAGGCCUCCGAACAACGAAACACAAUCUCGUCACGAUUGUCUGCACAUCGUACUGCAGUCAUUUGAUUGCCGCAACCACAGAUACAGGAACUUCUUAAUAGUCCUAUCUGUUGUAGUCGCUCAACAAUCACCUCUUCUCUAAAAUCUGCUGUAAAACAACCGUAUGUGAGCUUCACUUAUUGAACUUAGCGCCAUGACCUUGAAAUUCCUAAAACUCUUCUGAUUAGUUCGUCCAUAAAUUAUAGUGUCGGCGUAUUAUAAUGUAAAUAGUUAUAAUGAUUUCAAUCGUGUGGAGUGUUUACGGAAUUCCAUUCAAGUUCGUAGCAAUUCUCUGAACUCUAUUUGUGCACUUUCUUUCUGGAAUAAUGAAAACUACAUUUUUCUCUGACCACAUUUACAUUUUAAAAUGUUUAAUUCGUUUAUACAUGCCAGAGAUAAUGAUUAACCUAAGCAGAAAUUUAUCAUCACCCCAAUCUAUUUAUCAAUGUAUUGAUUGGUUUUUAUAUUUUAUAUCAACCAUUUACACAAUUUUUAUAUUAGGACCAAUUUUAAAUUGUUUCUCGUUAUACCUUGGUGGUCGGAAAAAUUUCGGCCGAACUCUAGUCGCAUUAGUAUUAACUUAUUUAUGCUUGAUUCUAUGUUUAUUGUAUACAGUUUUGAUACCACGUCGUCUUUUCAUUUUGAAUUCAUGUUAUUUAUAUAGUGGAUAUAAUUCGAUCAAGUGUAGUUUACGUACUGAGGGUACAUGGUUUUCGUUACAUUUUACAUUAAGUCAUCUAAUCAUCGUCAAUAUUUAUUUCCAUUAUUUAUCUGCUGUUUUCAUUAAUCCCGGCAAUGUACCACGAAUUCCAUAUAAUACUACUAGUACUAUGUGUUCACGAUGUUUUGUAUCACGUCCAAUAAGAGCACAUCACUGUGCUAUAUGUAAAACAUGUAUAUUAUGUAUGGAUCAUCAUUGUCCAUGGACAGCUAAUUGUAUUGGUUUGUAUACACAUCGCCAUUUUUAUUUAGUAUUGAUAUUUAUGAGUAUUGGUGGGAUAUAUUUGAUAACUGUUGGUUGGUCAGACUUUCGAAGCUACUUAGUGGAAAUUAAUGAAAAUCAAAUCAAUACCACUGUAAAGUAUUCAUCGAUUUGGUUCAACUAUAACACAUAUUUACCAUCGAAUAAAUUAUUCAUUCCAUUGUUCAAAGGAUGUUUCAUUUUCAGUGUAAUUGCAGUUCCUUUAGUAAUUGCUCUAUGCAUUUGGCAUACAUAUUUAAUUAGUAAUGGUGAGACAAGUAUUGAACGACAUAUUAAUGCAAAAUUCACUAAAAUAUUAAAACAACGUGGAGUGAUUUAUCGUAAUCCGCAUGAUUUUGGUAUAUUUUUAAAUUGGAUAAAAUUUCUAUGCCUUAUUGAUAAGCAUGAAAUGGCUAAUUAUCAUGUCAAGAAAAAAUCAUUUCGUUUAUAUUUUGUACUUUGUAAAAGGUUUUUUAAUCGUAUUCUAUUACCUUCCUAUCAUAAACCUUAUGAUGAUGGUUUUAACUAUGAAUUAAGUUUGAAUACUGCUGAGUCAGUUUUAGAAUCUUUAUCAGAGUCUGGAAUGUUUUAAUGUACUUUUCGUCUUUGUAAUUCUUAGGUCUUGUUUCGCGUCUUUUUAAAACUCUAUAUUUCUCUUUGUUUUCUAUUUCGUGGUAUAUUACUUAUUACUGUUCAAGCAGUAUAAGUGUAUACGUUGUCGUUACGGGCAGUAUUUGUGAAAAAUAAUGUAUUCUGUCAGUUUAUGUUCCAUUUGCUUUUAAUUCGCGACAGCAGUAUAGGGUGUUGUGUCGAGUGCAUUCUACUCCUUGUCAGUAACGGAGAGCUACGUUACAGGAUGCUAUUGUUAACAAGUCACACAUUAUGUUCACUAAAGUUGGUCUAAGUCAUCUGUAAUGUAAUAUAAUAUUUUCAACGGAGUAACGCGUUGAAGGUUACCAAAUCGUCUGUUAUCUGGGAAACAUCUUGUAAUCUCGACCACCCUCAGAUGUUGAACAUUAAAACGUUGAGUGAAAAAAAAUCUCCAGCUAUUGAAUGUUGUUGUACGUGAUGAGAUUUGAAAAGCAGAUGUAUUAGGUAACCCUUAAAAAAAUCUGACUCGCAAAUGUAAAAGGUAUUAAACAGUUAGCUAUUAAUUAGAUUAUUUUAGAAAAAGACGAGACAGUGAUCCACUCACAAUUCAUUAAAGCCAGAACGGAUAGAACACUUGCAGAAAUAGUUAAAUCUCCCUCCAGCUACUCUCGUGUUACCCAAUAUUUCCAAACAAUCGGAAUGGGAAAUCGAUACAAAUUUAGAAACACCAUAUUUAAUCUCAAGCGUGGGAGAGCUAAAUGAUCUGUGAAUUAACCUUGAACAUGGCGACAUAGUUUUAGUAGUUCAUUUGACUAAAAAUUAAGUUUGGAAGCUGGACAUUAUCUAGCCUAACUGGUCUCAAUUUUUGAUCGUAAAAUAUGUAGGAAUCUUUUUGUAAUCCUCACAAACGAAUUAGUUUGACCAAUACAAUACCCAAAAUAUCAACCUUCGUAGUCGCUGAACGUAUGAACAGAGAUUAUAAAUAGCAAAUAUGAGAAAAACAGGCCGAUCGUAGACCUGAUCUUGAGUUUAUUGAUCAAGUUAUUACAUUCUGGUAAGCUUUAAAACAUGCGGAAAUCGAUGCUCGAUGAUAACCAUAUUACUUGACCUCAAAACAGCAUUCGAUUCCGUUGAUAGAGAGGUUGUGUCGCAACAUAUUUCACGGAAAUGUGCACUGAGAAAGUAGGAUAACUUUCCGACGCUUCAUUUUUUGGAAACUUAUGUUCGAAUCAGAGCUUCUAAUUAACUAACAUCCUAAAUGGUAACCCCAACUGGUGCUCGUUAGGGCGACCCAUUGUUCUUAGUUUUGCCUAAUUUCGUUGAAUAUAUUCCUUUAGGAAUGAUA